Messenger RNA from Prorocentrum cordatum, 439 nucleotides. The record is from the annotation of a GenBank genome assembly. Lineage: Eukaryota; Dinophyceae; Prorocentrales; Prorocentraceae.
GUCGACUACAAGCGGCCCCGCGCGACGGAUGCCGACCUCGAGGACCUCAGGCAGCAUGUGGACAACACCAAGGCCGAAGUCACGCGCUCGCUCGCCGCGGUCCAGGCGGGCCUCGCAUCUGUCGGCAAUUCUUUCACCAGCCACUGCCAAACCCUCGACCUGCAGAAGGAGAGAAGAUUCAAUCAAGUCAAUGAGGAGAUCCGUGAGCAGAACACCAAGAUCACGGUCACAGCUGCCGCGGCUGGCGACAAUGGAAGUUUCGAGCGGAAGGCCGACAUCACGGUCAUCAUCUUGCGCACUCAGGAUGCCGCCCCCAAGCAGAACGCUCUCGUUGGCUUCCAGCCUGUCCUGGAGACUGCCAACAUCCCGACAGAAGACGGGGACAUCGAAGGCUACCCUCUCUCGAAGAAGUUCCAGAUCCGUUUCAAAGGUGCCGCAG